Messenger RNA from Beauveria bassiana ARSEF 2860, 1110 nucleotides. RefSeq names its product TIGR02453 family protein. The record is from RefSeq and is a predicted model, not a curated record. The coding region runs from base 1 to 1110 and encodes 369 amino acids. The transcript is spliced from 4 exons. Lineage: Eukaryota; Fungi; Ascomycota; Sordariomycetes; Hypocreales; Cordycipitaceae.
AUGCCUGUUCGCAAGCAUGUGACCGAGGACACCGGCGGCGCCGUUGCCGGGACCUCGCGGCGCCGGUCCGGCCGAAUUUCUAGCGCGCCAAAGAAGAGCUCAUACUGGGAAAGCGCAGACGAUGAGAGCGAUGACGAGAAGCCGGUGAAGAAAAAGGCCAAGGUGAAGAAUAGUGGCAGCCGCGUAAAGCAGAAGCAAGACAGCGACGAGGAUGAGUAUACGGCAGAGGCGCAGCUAGCAGCAGAGGCAGAGGAGGAGGAAGAAGAGGAAGAGGAAGAGGACGAGGAAGAGGAUGAUGAGAAUAGGAAAAUGAAGGUCACUAUUGUGCCGUUGGAGAAGCUGAGAGAUGAUGGGGGCGUGCCGUACGAGGAUCACAAAUACCGGCGCGCCUUCAAAGACUGGACCACCUUUGUCGACCUCACCACCCAGACCGUCUCCGACGCCGACGCCACCAUCCCCGAGCUGCCCUCCAAGGACGUCGUCUUUCGCAUCUACCGCGACACGCGCUUCAGCAAGGACCCCACGCCCUACAAGCCGCACUUUUCCGUCGCCUGGUCGCGCACCGGCCGCAAGGGGCCCUACGCCUGCUACUAUGUCCAUCUCGAACCGGGACGCGGAAAGUCGUUUAUUGGCGGCGGGCUGUGGCAUCCGGAAGCGGCGCACGUGCAAAAGAUGAGGAGGAGCAUUGACCGGCAUCCGGAGCGGUGGCGGGCGGUGCUGGGGGAGGAACGGUUUCGGAGGGUGUUUUUUCCCGGGGUGGUGGACGGGAAAAAGGGCGUGGAGGCGGUGGUGAAGGCGUUUGUGGGAAAGAAUCAGAUGAAUGCGCUGAAAAAGAAGCCAAUGGGAUACGAUGCAACGCAUCGCGACAUUGAGUUGCUCAAGCUCAAGAACUAUACCGUCGGUAUACCGUUUGACGAGGAGAUGCUGUGCAAGGACAAUGUGCAGGAGGUAAUCGGCGAGUACAUUCGUGCCAUGGAGGGAUAUAUUACGUUUGUUAAUAGCAUCGUCAUGCCGGAUCCUGGUCUCGACGAAAGCGAUAGUGACGACGAUGACGACGACGACGACGACGACGAAGAUGAAGACGAGGCAGAAAACGAGAACGAACCAUGA